Messenger RNA from Balaenoptera ricei (Rice's whale), 4293 nucleotides. It is a transcript of the gene TMEM67, whose product is annotated as transmembrane protein 67. The transcript is spliced from 29 exons. Lineage: Eukaryota; Metazoa; Chordata; Mammalia; Artiodactyla; Balaenopteridae. The record is from RefSeq and is a predicted model, not a curated record. Gene Ontology annotation, biological process: cilium assembly. Gene Ontology annotation, cellular component: MKS complex; ciliary transition zone. Bases 26 to 3151 code for a protein of 1041 amino acids.
CUGCGCGGCCGCUAGUGUGUGCAUCAUGGUGACGGGCGGACGCGGCACUGUGGUGGCAAUGGCGGCUUGGUCCACCUUAAACGCUGCGGGUGUGACUCUGUUCCUCUUGUUGGUCCUUCUUCGCGUCUCACAGGCUCAGACCUUCUUCUUCCCUUUCCGGCAGCCGGAGACGUGCGGCCACAACCAGUACUUCGAUAUCUCCGCGCUCUCCUGUGUCGCGUGUGGACCCAAUCAGAGGCAGGAUGCUCGAGGAACUGUAUGUGUGUGUCUACCAGGAUUUCAGAUGAUCUCUAAUAAUGGAGGACCUGAUAUUACUUGUAAAAAGUGCCCAGAAAACAUGAAAGGUGUUACUGGAGAUGGCUGGAACUGUAUUUCUUGCCCUGGUGGUUUAACUGCAGAAGGAAAAUGCCACUGUCCCACUGGCCAUAUUUUAGUGGAAAGAGAUGUUAAUGGAACGUUGUUGUCUCAAGCAACUUGUAAGCUCUGUGAGGAAAGUGAAAACUCUUUUACAAUAGCAAAUGCUUUAGGAAACAGGUGUGUCCAAUGUGAACCAACAUUCAUUAAUACCAGCAGGUCCUGUGUGUGUUCAGAACCUAACAUUUUAACAGGGGGAUUAUGCUUCAGCAGCACAGGGAAUUUCCCUCCACGUAUGAUUUCAGCUGCACGUUAUGGAGAUCUUGGCAUGUCUUUCACUUCAGAAUGGUUUGCAGAGUAUUUGCAAUCAUCAGCAGCUGCUUGUUGGGUGUAUGCCAAUCUAACAUCUUGCCAAGCUCUUGGAAAUAUGUGUGUGAUGAAUAUGAAUUCUUAUGACUCUACCACUUUUGAUGCAUGUCGACUGUUUCAGUUUAUCUUUGAAAAUACUGCUGGACUGGGCACUGUUCAUUCUGUUUCAUUUUGGAGACAGAAUCUUCCAUGGCUGUUCUAUGGAGACCAGCUAGGAUUAGCACCUCAAGUACUCAGUACUACACCUCUUCCUACAAAUUUCAGUUUUAAAGGGGAAAACCAGAAUACAAAACUGAAGUUUGUUGCUGCUUCUUAUGAUGUAAGAGGAAAUUUUCUCAAGUGGCAAACUUUAGAAGGAGGUGUUUUACAGCUUUGUCCAGACACAGAGACAAGACUAAAUGCUGCUUAUUCCUUUGGAACAACCUAUCAACAGAAUUGUGAGAUUCCUAUCUCUAAGAUCUUAACUGACUUCCCCAUGCCUACAUUUUAUGAUGUGUACCUUGAAUAUACUGAUGAAAAUCAACACCAAUAUAUUUGGGCUGUGCCUGUGUUAAACUUAAAUCUUCAGCACAAUAAAAUAUUUGUGAACCAAGACAGUAGCUCUGGCAAGUGGCUUCUGACUCGGCGCAUGUUCUUAGUGGAUGCACUAAGUGGAAGAGAAAACGACUUAGGAAGUCAGCCAAGAUUAAUUCGAGUCGCUACCCAAAUAUCACUGAGUAUCCGCCUUGUACCCAACACAAAAAAUGGAAAUAUCUACCCUCCCUUAAUUACCAUUGCCUACAGUGACAUUGAUAUCAAAGAUCCCAACAGCAAGUCUGUGAAGGUUUCUUUCUCGGUCACAUAUGAAAUGGAUCAAGGAGAAGCACAUGUCCAGACAGAUAUUGCUUUGGGUGUGUUGGGUGGACUAGCUGUUUUAUUGUCUCUUUUGAAGACAGCAGGUUGGAAGAGACGCAUUGGGAGUCCCAUGAUCGAUUUACAGACAGUUAUGAAAUUCUUGGUUUACUAUGCUGGUGACCUGGCCAAUGUUUUCUUUAUCAUCACUGUGGGAACAGGUCUUUACUGGCUUAUUUUCUUCAAAGCACAGAAGUCUGUCUCUGUUUUGCUACCAAUGCCGGCUCAGGAAGAACGUUUUGUUACUUAUGUGGGAUGUGCUUUUGCUCUGAAGGCUCUGCAAUUUUUGCAUAAGUUCAUCUCCCAGAUUACCGUAGACAUAUUCUUUAUUGAUUGGGAGCGACCUAAAGGAAAGGUUCUUAAAGCUGUUGAAGGUGAGGGUGGUGUUCGGAGUGCUACCGUUCCCGUAAGCAUAUGGAGAACAUAUUUUGUGGCAAAUGAAUGGAAUGAAAUUCAGACUGUGAGAAAAAUUAACCCACUCUUUCAAGUACUUACUGUCCUCUUCCUUUUGGAGGUUGUGGGAUUCAAGAACUUAGCAUUAAUGGACUCAUCUUCUAGUCUUUCCAGAAGCCCACCUAGCUAUAUAGCUCCUUAUAGCCGCAUUUUGAGAUAUGCGGUGUCUACUGCUCUUUGGCUAGUCAUUGGAAUUAUACAGAAGAGCAGAGGUCGGCAACGCAGGGCCAUCAGGGUGGCUGCUGUCAGGCCCAGAUACCUGUUGUUCUGCUCUGCCCCUCAGGACUUCACCUCUAAGGUCACCUCGCAGUCCGUAAUGGCUGAUGGAGCUGCAGGGAUUGUGUUCUUUGCUGUCUUUUAUGAGAGAUUUGUAGAAGAUAAAAUUCGACAGUUUGUUGACUUGUGCUGUAUGAGCAACAUAUCAGUGUUUCUGUUAUCCCACAGAUGUUUUGGUUAUUACAUUCAUGGUAGAUCAGUACAUGGGCAUGCCGAUACUAAUAUGGAAGAAAUGAAUAUGAAUCUUAAAAGAGAAGCGGAAAAUUUGUGUAGCCAAAGAGGUUUGAUACCCAAUACAGAUGGUCAAACUUUUCAAAUUGCUAUUUCUACCCAGAUGAGACAACAGUAUGACAGAAUUCAUGAGACACUAACAAGGAAAAAUGGCCCUGCUAGACUAUUGAGUUCAUCAGGAAGUACUUUUGAGCAGAGUAUAAAAGCAUAUCAUACUAUGAAUAAAUUUCUUGGCUCUUUCAUCGAUCAUGUUCAUAAGGAAAUGGACUACUUUAUAAAAGAUAAAUUGCUUCUUGAAAGAAUUCUUGGAAUGGAAUUCAUGGAACCAAUGGAAAAAAGCAUCUUUUACAAUGAUGAAAGUUAUUCUUUCAGCAGUGUUCUGUAUUAUGGAAAUGAAGCCACUCUGCUUAUUUAUGAUCUGAUGUUCUUCUGUGUUGUGGAUUUGGCUUGCCAAGAUUUUAUUUUAGCAUCCUUCCUUACGUACCUACAGCAAGAGAUUUUUAGAUUUAUUCGUAAUACAGUAGGACAGAAGAAUUUGGCAUCCAAAACAUUGGUGGAUCAAAGAUUUCUGAUUUAAUUUAUUGAAUAGAUAAAGACAAUUAUAAUCAUGGCAAAAAAAAGUCAUGAUUAUCAGGUUAGUUUGCCGUAUUUUUUAAAACUUGUAAUACAAAUUAUUCUAUUUUUAUUUGUUUUUUAAUCUACAGAAAGAUUUAUUUUUAUAACUUGUAGAUAUACAACUUGCUUUGUGAACAUGUAGUGUGAUACAAUGGAAAAUAUUAUUUUCCUAUUAUGCAUGAUAUUUAAUUCACCAGCUCAUAGACUAGAUAGCUCUGACAAUGGGACAAAAAAAAAAAAUCUAAAUGUUGCUUUCAGCAUAACAUUUUUUUAAUGAUAUUCAAAACAGUCCCCAUCAUUUGUCUCUGUAGAUUAUUUUAUGAACUAGAUUUGCCUACAUUUUCUCACAUUGAAAAAGAAUUUUGAUUCCAAGUUCAAGCCUAGUUUUCAAUUCAAUAUUUUGUUUUACAUAUUUUAUGGUUAAAUAAAUGUUGAAAAUACUUUCAAGUUUACUUAGAAAUUUGAAAUUGUAUAUGGGCUGAAUCAAUUUGCCUCAUUUUAAUUGUUCACCCUGUUUGGCAGUGGACUGAUUCACUAUUGGAUUAAUAGGCACCUCGUGAAAUGGUACGUAGUCAUUCCUUUGUAUACCUGUAUUAUUAGGUCAAUAUACUCUUUCCAUGAAGUAUGUUUAUAUCUCUAAUAUCAUUUACAUUAUUGAGCUGUAAUAUAGGUUUUUUAUACAUUUAUACAUUACUUAACAUUGUAAGAGCACUCCCAAAGCUUUGCUCUUCAAUUAUGUUUAAAGAUUGUAAAUAACAAACUGUAAGUUACGUUAACAAGGUGAUUUAUUGAAAGUAAGCUUAGGCUUCAUAAGUUAGUAGGCUAGUAUUUUUUUUUUUAAAUAAGGAAAAAAAUAUGAGGAGCCAAAAUAUAAUUAAUGUAAAUCCUGAGCCAUGUAGCUAAUAAUUUUCCAUGAUAUUAUUUUUCUUCAUAUGCUCUUUAAUAAUCCUUUUCAUUGUAUACCAUGAACUUGAAAGUCACCUUAUUUCAAGUAUAAUGGUCAUUAACCCCCAAAGCAACAUUUCUUACUGCCUUCUAUGUUAAUGCUGUGUAAAUACUUAAAUGUAAUACUAUGUAAAUAUUGUUUAUAUUACUGAAUUGAAA